Messenger RNA from Hippocampus zosterae (dwarf seahorse), 3084 nucleotides. It is a transcript of the gene mmp2, whose product is annotated as matrix metallopeptidase 2. Gene Ontology annotation, molecular function: metalloendopeptidase activity; zinc ion binding. The coding region runs from base 215 to 2170 and encodes 651 amino acids. Gene Ontology annotation, biological process: tissue remodeling; collagen catabolic process; extracellular matrix organization. The transcript has 13 exons. The record is from RefSeq and is a predicted model, not a curated record. Lineage: Eukaryota; Metazoa; Chordata; Actinopteri; Syngnathiformes; Syngnathidae. Gene Ontology annotation, cellular component: extracellular matrix.
UUUCAGCUCUGCUUUUUUCACGGCUCCAAGGCUGCGCACAAAGGAGGAAGAAAAAAAAGUGCCUGUGUAAGCAAAAAAAUGAGAAAGUUGUGAGAGCUUGGGUGAAAGGAAAAAGAAAGAAGGGGAAAAAACUGCAGACGAGCAGAAGCAACACACACAGGAGGACCUUUGAGAAACUUUGAGCAAGUUUUGAAGACAUCCGUGGGCUUUCAAAAUGGGUUUAGUGUCCAUUUUUGUGAGUGUGUUUUUGCUCCAUUUCAGCCACUUUAAAUCAACAUCAGCUGCCCCUUCUCCUAUCAUCAAAUUUCCCGGCGAUGACACUCCCAGGACAGACAAAGAAGUAGCACUGCGUUACCUGAACACGUUCUAUGGAUGCCCGCAAGACAGAUGCAACCUGAUGGUGCUCAAGGACACCUUGAAGAAAAUGCAAAAGUUCUUCUCCCUGCAAGAGACGGGCGAGAUUGAUGCCAAGACUGUGGAGAUCAUGAAGAAGCCCCGUUGUGGUGUGCCAGAUGUGGCCAACUAUAACUUCUUCCAUAGAAAACCUUUGUGGCAGAAGAAAGACAUCACCUAUAGAAUUCUUGGCUACUCUCCGGAUCUGGACGAGGAAGUCAUCAAUGAUGCUUUCUUCAGAGCCUUCAAAGUGUGGAGUGAUGUCACGCCGCUCUCAUUCAAUCGCCUCAUGGACGGCGAGGCUGACAUUAUGAUAAAUUUUGGCCGUAACGAGCACGGCGAUGGGUACCCAUUUGAUGGCAAAGAUGGCCUCUUGGCUCACGCCUUUGCCCCCGGUCCAGGAAUAGGCGGCGACUCACACUUUGACGACGACGAGCAGUGGACACUGGGAGAGGGCCAAGUGGUGAAGGUGAAAUUCGGCAAUGCGGAUGGAGAGUUCUGCAAAUUCCCCUUCCUGUUCCAGGGUACCGAGUACAACAGUUGCACAUCCCAGGGCCGCGACGACGGCUUCUUGUGGUGCUCCACCACUUACAACUUUGACGACGAAGGCAAAUAUGGCUUCUGUCCUCAUGAAUUGCUCUUCACACUGGGUGGAAACGGCGAUGGCGCCCCAUGUAAAUUUCCCUUCACCUUCCAGGGUGAGAAGUAUGACAGCUGCACCACCACGGGCAGAGAUGACGGCUAUCGCUGGUGUGCAACAACUGAGAAUUAUGACCAGGACAAAAGCUAUGGCUUCUGCCCUGAAACCGCUCUGUCAACCGUGGGAGGUAACAGUGAAGGCGGCCCCUGCGUCUUCCCCUUCACCUUCCUGGGAGACACUUACGACUCCUGCACCACGGCCGGACGCAGUGAUGGCAAGAAGUGGUGCGGUACGACCAAAAGUUACGAUGACGACCGCAAGUGGGGUUUCUGCCCAGACCAAGGCUACAGUUUAUUCUUGGUGGCUGCUCAUGAGUUUGGCCAUGCCCUUGGAUUGGAGCACUCCGAUGACCCUGGCGCACUCAUGGCCCCCAUCUACACCUUUACCAAGGAUUUCAGACUCUCUAGCGAUGAUAUCAAGGGCAUCCAGGAGCUCUACGGCAUUCCCACAGACAAGCCUCUUCCUCCAACCGAGGGACCCGUGACACCCAUGGACAUCUGUACGGAGCCCAUUACUUUUGAUGCCGUUGCCCAAAUUAGAGGAGAGACGUUCUUCUUCAAGGACAGGUUCCUGUUCAGGUCAGUAAACUUCAGAAGCAAGCCCAAAGGACCAAUGCUGGUGGCCACCUACUGGCCUGACCUGCCCAGCAAGAUAGAUGCCGUCUACGAAAACCCAGUCGAGGAGACAACAGUCUUCUUCUCAGGCAACGAGAUGUGGGUAUACAAGGCUGAUGAAUUGGAGAGAGGCUACCCCAAGAGCCUCGACAGCCUCGGCCUGCCAAGCGACCUGGAACAGCUUGACGCCGCUUUCAGCUUUAGGAAGAACAGGAAGACGUACCUCUUUGCAGGGGAGCAAUUCUGGAGAUAUGAUGAAAAUUCACAGACAAUGGACAGCGGUUUCCCGAAACUCAUUGCUGAAGCUUGGAAUGGCAUCCCGGAUGGUGUUGAUGCUGCCUUCAGUCUCAGCGGAAUUGAUUACAGCUACUUCUUCAAAGGCAACCACUAUUUCAAACUGGAGGACAGCAGCUUGAAGAUCGUCAAGUUGGGCGAAAUCACAAAGGACUGGCUCGGCUGUUGAGCACGUCGGGCUAAUUCCUGUGACAAGGACUAUGCCGCACACAAUCAUAUUCGACCCGAGGCCGCUGCGCUGCAGGUUAUGUUUUAAUCCUGCAUUGGAAGCCUCCAUUGGACUUUCUACACAGUGAAACACAGCCUUUUUUUUCUUACAUGUGACAUUUAGCGUGUCACGCCGAUGCACAUUUACUAUAUCAUGUACUCUUUCUUUUGCAUUGUUCUUUGUUUUUACUUUAGUUUUUAAUAGAGACAUCAGGUAUGUCCACACUGCACUGAACGCAGUGCUUUUAGAGUCCUGUGAGAUGAGCUUGUUGUGAACGGCAUAAAGAGUCCAAGUUUGGCUGAGAUGAAGCCAAUGUGUGCCAUGUGGUUUUAUAAGAAAUGUAUCAGUUUUAACUGAAGUUCAUGUGCUCUUGGUUGUGCAAUACAUAAAUGACUUUUGCACGAUCUCUGUGACCGAAUAUGGUGCUUUAGAAACUUUCUUAAGAAAAUUUACACAAUGGAGUGGCAAAACUAAAGGAAAGGCUUACACAAAUGUCGGUACGAUCUUUUUUUUGACACACAUUUGUAUAGACGUGCAUUUUUAUAUUAUUUGUAAUGUCUGAUUUGGGGGAAUUUCCAGGAGUAAUAUGUUUAGGCACACAUUUUUUUUCCUCUUGGUUAGCACUUUGUAAGAGCUUUGUUGUUUUAGUUUGGUAUGGAGGGAUUGAAGGCACAGGUUGCCUCUUUAGGUCGUGUAGAUUUGCUGCAUGAGGAAAUCAUGAAAAGAGUACCCCAGCAGUAUUGCAAAAAAAUAAAAUAGUAUCUUUUCGUUUGUUUUUCCCUCAACUUGUCGAUACAGUUGUAAUUUUUUGUCUUGGUUGCCACGCUUGUGCACUUUGUUAAUGACAUCAAUAAAAUGGUAUUAUAAGGUAAUAA